AUGGCGGACAACACAAACACCAAUCCCUUCGAUUGCGAUGUGGAUCCAGAAAUCAUCACAGAAGAACAGCUAGAUGACACUGAGAAUGACAUAUUGCCAAUGGAGCCGUCCGAGUCAUCAUGGGAUUCGAUUGCACACAAUUUAUUGAAGGAAAACUUUAUGCUUACGGCCUUAGAGUUCCAUACAGAGUUGAUAGAAUCGGGGAGAGAACUUCCACGUUUGAGAGACUAUUUCUCAAACCCUGGAAAUUUUGAGAGAACUCGUGAUGACCUGACCUCGCCGGGUUUGCCAAGAACCUCCAGCAUUCAGACAUUUGAUUCCCUUGACUUUGCAAGGUAUUCUGAUGAUGGAGCUGGUCAAGUGGAUGAACGUGUUGCAGUGCUUGAAUUUGAACUGCGGAAGGCACAAGAAACAAUUAAAUCACUCCGAGCCAGCCUAACCAAGGAAGCAGAAAACGAAUGUACAGAGAAUGUGGCUGAAGGGUUUACACAGAUUGGUAAAGACGAUCCAAUACGGCCCCUUGACAAGAGAGCACUCAAUUACCUUGUGAAUGAGUAUCUCCUGAUGAACAAUUACAAACUCACCUCUGUUACAUUCAGUGAAGAAAAUGAGGACCAAGAUUUUGAAGACUGGGAUGAUGUUGGAUUAAACAUUCCAAGACCACCAGAUCUCCUGCAUCUGUAUAAAGACUAUGGUAGUCAUGUAAUACAGGAAGUAGAAACAAACAAUGUGGAAUGCUGGGUAAAUCUAGAAGAAGAUCGUAUUGGAGAACUUGAACAGGAGUGGAUCACAAUGAAGGAACAGUUGGAUUUCCAGAACAAAGAACUUGAAGACCAAGUUUUACUGAUACAAACAGAGAAAGUAGAUCUACAAGACCAGCUCUCAGAGAUGUGCAGAUUAAAAGCAGAAUUACAGAAUUCUUUAGAGGUGACGAAAUCCAUACCACAACAAAAUAGGGGUAUAGAUGCUGUCGACUCCCCCGCAAAAACUGCCAAAUCUGCUGAUGUAGGAGAAAACACAAUUGACAUUAACAAUGGUGAUGACAUUGACAUGAACUAUGUAGAGGACAAUAAAAUGUCAAGGUCAGAUCUCAAUGAAAGCAAGCAUUCUGAGGACCAAGAUGAAGGAAAUAGUGAUUUUGUUGUCAUAAAUACACCUGAAAGCAGUAAAAAGGAGAAGGAGGAAUCAGAGGAAAAUGAAAAUCCAAACGGAAGGAACCUACCAUCAACAUUUAAGAAGGCCCUGUUAGAUGUAUGCUUUCAUGUAUCCAAAGACAACCGGAUUGUAAGUGAGGUGUCUCAGAUUGCGGGCUUCAACAAGGACAACGUUGUAUUGAUGCUUGGGCGAUGUCUACCUCAUAUAGUACCCAACGUCCUCCUGGCCAAGAGAGAAGAGUUAAUUCCCCUGAUCCUGUGUACGGCCAUGUUACACCCUGACCAGAAGGAGAGAGACCAACUACUCAACAUCCUGUUUAACCUCAUCAAGAAGCCAGAUGAUGAACAAAGACAGAUGAUCCUGACAGGAUGUGUAGCGUUUGCCCAACAUGUGGGACAAGCUCGACUCAUGGAGGAGCUCCUACCGCAGUGUUGGGAACAGAUCAGCCACAAGUACGUAGAGAGGAGAAUACUGGUGGCGGAGGCGUGUGGGGCCCUGGCUUCCUACCUACCUAAUGAGAUCCUGAGCUCACUAGUGCUGUCCAUGCUGCAGCAGAUGCUGAGUGAUGAUAAGGAUGAGGAGGUGCGGGAGGCGGUGGUCAGGAGUCUCGGUCUACUCUUUGGCUUUAUCUGUGAUACUGACAAAUUUUCUCAGGGGUUUGAGCUUUUGCAGACGGCCCUGAAAGACAACUCAGAGCGGGUGAUCACCGCAGCCCAGCAGGUCUUCCUACCAGCAUUCGCUGUUUGGGCACAGGAACUUGACAAGUUGGAACACAAUCUGAUAAAUACCAUCCUUAAGGACCUGGAAGAACUAUUGGCGACUCGACAGUGUGCUCUAGCAGCUCAGAAGGCAUCUAACAGUGUGACGAUUCCCCUAAACGAGGGGCGCUUCCUCCUCCUCAUGAUGGCACUUCAGGAACUCGUCCCCUUCCUUUUCCUUUCCAUGGUCAAAUCUGCCCCAUUUGUUAGUCACCUGAGUGAGAUGUUAGGUACCGUGGAACCAGUCGAUGCUUCCCGGUUUCCUAAACCAAGUUCACCGUUGUCAGAUCUGAAAACUGUAGUGGGAGGCGGAAAGGAGUUGUCUGCCCUUAUGAGUCUCUACGAAAAACACAUAUCUCAGGAAUGGUUUGAACCAUGGGACAACUUUAAUUGGGUUGUAAAUAAUUUAAUCCCGCGUUUGAUUGAGAUCUCCAUGGGAGCUGGACUCUCAUCCCCCCGUAUCACCACAUGUCAGUGUAAAUGCUUCUUCAAGAUUUGUCGGACAUUCGGCAAAACAUUCAUGGAGAAGAAGAUUCGACCAAAAUUCAUAGAACUGAUGAUACUAACAGAUGAACAUGUGGAAUACCAGGCAUACGCCAAUGCAAAACAGACGUCGGUGACGACAUGUAUUGUACCGGUUUAUGCGGGAGGAGUCCUCAGCGCAUUUAAUUCGGAGGAGGAUCGCCAGCAGUUGUCCCAGUUCCUACAAGAGAUGUUGACGAUGGUGUCCGUGUACCAAGCUCCCCUCGACAGCAUCAAGGCAGCCUUUACCGAAAUCAGUGCGAACCCGAGUAACCAUGAGUUACUGUUGACUGUGUUAUGGGAGGGCGUGGUUCACACGUCGGCUCAGGUGCGGAGUACAGCGGCUCGUUUAUUUGAGCUCCUAGUCAAGGGAGUCAGUGAAAACCUUGUGUCCGCUCGAGUUUUCCCAGCCCUGGUCACCCUCGGCAACGACCCAGAAAUCUCUGUGAGAACUUCAACCAUUCCAGCUUUAGGUGCAAUAAUAGAAAAUAUCAACCAAAGGGAGAUGUUAGAUCGUGUGUACAUGCAGUUUCUGACCUUCAUGGAUGACCCUGCAUAUAAGGAUGAACACAACAUACAGACAGAGUUGAUCCGAACACUAGCCCGCGUCGGACCGAACGCAGAGCCACGUUUUAGAGAUGAAUUCAUCCUGCCGAGACUGGCAGCCAUGGCAUCAGCCAACAACCACCUGUCGGCAACGGAGGGUCGGAAGCGAGACAUCGCCCUGCUGCUGUUCGAGGCGUACAGUGCAAUGUCUUGUUGCUUUAUCAAUGACCAGCUCGUCCAGGAGGCCAUGGUUCCUGGUCUACGCUGCCUCAAACACGACGUGGCACAAAUCGCACCAGAACAUGAGGAGGUGGUUUCCUCCAUGAUCAAAGACUAUGAAUCCAAGAUGGAUUCUGGGAGGCCCGCUGACAG
Molecule: messenger RNA, 3353 nt
Organism: Mizuhopecten yessoensis (Yesso scallop)
Lineage: Eukaryota; Metazoa; Mollusca; Bivalvia; Pectinida; Pectinidae
Product: lisH domain and HEAT repeat-containing protein KIAA1468 homolog
Exons: 27
Biological process (GO): intracellular cholesterol transport
Cellular component (GO): recycling endosome; trans-Golgi network
Molecular function (GO): protein binding
Source: RefSeq, a predicted model, not a curated record